ACCGAGGCCAUCCAUCAAAAGAACCACACCAAUCAGCUGCAAAAAUGCUUCCCUGCGGAAAAGGCCCGCCCUCCAAUAUAUCACUCCCGAGGUCAGGAGCAGCCCCUUCGGCUCCGAGCUGACCCUGAGGAGGGCAGAGGCGUCUCGGCGGCGGUGCCGAGGCCACCACCCAGGACAGCUCCCCCUCCCCGGGCCUUUCCACUCUAGCCCGCAAAUCCCCUCGCCUUCUCCACCUCCCGGAUCCGUUAUCCUGGGGCGAAGUGGGAGUAGGCCCGGGGAGGGUGGUUACUGCUGAAGAGCCGCAGUCUCUAUCAAGAUGAUAGAGGUACUGACAACAACUGACUCUCAGAAACUGCUACACCAGCUGAAUACCCUGUUGGAGCAGGAGUCCAGAAGUCAGCCAAAGGUCUGUGGCUUGAGGCUAAUUGAGUCUGCACACGAUAAUGGCCUCAGAAUGACUGCAAGACUAAGGGACUUUGAAGUAAAAGAUCUUCUUAGUCUAACUCAGUUCUUUGGCUUCGACACGGAGACAUUUUCUCUAGCUGUGAAUUUGCUGGACAGAUUCCUUUCUAAAAUGAAGGUACAGCCCAAGCAUCUUGGGUGUGUUGGACUGAGCUGCUUUUAUUUGGCUGUAAAAUCAAUAGAAGAAGAAAGGAAUGUCCCAUUGGCAACUGAUUUGAUCCGAAUAAGUCAAUAUAGGUUCACAGUUUCAGACCUGAUGAGAAUGGAAAAGAUUGUAUUGGAGAAGGUGUGUUGGAAAGUUAAAGCUACUACUGCCUUUCAAUUUCUACAACUCUAUUAUUCACUCAUUCAAGAGAACUUGCCAUUUGAAAGGAGAAAUAGCCUUAAUUUUGAAAGACUGGAAGCUCAACUUAAGGCUUGUCAUUGCAGGAUCAUAUUUUCUAAAGCAAAGCCUUCUGUGUUGGCUUUGUCUAUCAUAGCUUUGGAGAUCCAAGCACAGAACUACGUAGAGUUAACAGAAGGAGUAGAAUGUCUUCAGAAACAUUCCAAGAUACAUGGCAGAGAUUUGACCUUCUGGCAGGAGCUUGUAUCCAAGUGUUUAACUGAAUAUUCAUCAAACAAGUGUUCCAAACCAAAUGUUCAGAAGUUGAAAUGGAUCGUUUCUGGGCGUACUGCACGGCAACUGAAGCAUAGUUACUAUAGAAUAACUCACCUUCCAACAAUUCCUGAAACGGUUCCUUAACUUGCAAAUUUGGUUGUUAUUCUUCAUGUAGAGAAAUUUUUCCAAUGAUAUAAUUUUCUUCUACAAUUGAAAAAUUGCAAUAUUAUUUUCAAACAAAAUAGAGUUGGAAUAGCAAAGGGAAAAAUGACACUGACCUAGUCAGCUAAUAUUUAAAGGCAUUUACUACACAUACGGAGCAACACCCUUAGACAAAGAAAUUAUUCAACCACUGAUAGGUUUGUUUCAUUUAAUGACGAUUUAAUAACCAUUUAAAUUGUCAGCUUAGAAAAUAACAUUAAUAACCCAAAUAGCACUGAAAUAGUACAUUUUUCCCCUAUCAUCUUGCAAUAUGUAGGACCCAAGUUCUGACUCAUUUAAAGUUAUACAAGCCUGAGUAGGAUAAAAGGACCAAAAAUGUGGCCCAUAUUAAAAAUAAUAAUAAUAAUUUGGAACCUGGAUAUCAUACUUAAAGAAAAAGUAGUAUAUGGGAGAUGAUCUCCACAUUGGGAACUUGCCAGUGUUUCAUUGCUAUCGCAGUUGGAACUACUAGAAAGUAAUUAUGUGCAUAAAAAAAUGUAAACUUAGUCACUGUAAAUGUUAUACAGUCUUGCCAUCUAAAUUUCUUAACUCAAUAAUGAUUUAUCUUUUUCCUCUUAAAACUAAAUGUUAAUAUUUAACAUCUAUAUGAUUAUGAAUCUGAGAUGAAUGAUUUACUUUUAAUAGUAAUAUUUAGGCAGACUUUGGCUAAGUUGGAGGUUUUUUGUUCUGGUUGUUGUUUACUUAAAUUCUAUUUCUGUAGCAAUAAAAAACCUCUUCUCUUGAGGCCUUUUUCUCCACAACCCUGAGAUAUGGAUUCCAUAAUGUUAUAAUGAAUUUAAGCUAUGAAACCUAAUAGAAUGAAGAGACUUAUAAAAACUGUCUAAUAGUAUGCUAUAGUAAAAUUAGGUUUAAAGAUUUAAAUUCAUCUGUGAAACAUUCAAAUGAAGCUAAAGGCAUAAAUGUGAAACAGUAAGAAAAAGCUUGAAAAAGAAUUGAAUCUUCAUUUCUUACAUUGAUCUUUCUAUAUGGAUCAGUAGGUUGUAUUUAGGUGGUAUCAAAAUGGUAACCUACUUAAUUAAAAUGUUAAAUUAUGAGGUUUACAUCAAAAAUGAACAUUUCACAAAAGCACUUUAAGGCAAGAUAAGGGUUAAUAAUCUAGGCAAUAUAAGUGGUUUCUUGGCACCUAUAAUGCAAGUAAUAGAUAUUUCAGAGAUGAGGAUUUCAGUGCUAUAUGAGAAUUACAUUUAAGUUUGAGGGCAUUUUAUAUAAAGCAAAAAACAUAGACCUAGUAAGUUUGGCAUAAUCAUUAUCUUUAAUAUUUCUUCUAGAAACAGGUGAUGUUUGUAUUCAUGAUAAAAAAUUUUUACAUAGAAUCUACUGCCUCAGUCGAGUCCCACUGAGAAAAUGUUUCUAUUGUAUUAGUAACUCAAAAUAAAUUAAAACUUUGAAAACUUGCUUUACCCUGUUAAAAGUUCAGUCUAGAUAAAGCACUCCAGAAGUUUUUACUGCAGAAUGUUUUAUACAACUGCCAUUGCUUCUAAUGUAAAAUUUUGUUUAGCCCAUUAUGUCCCAUCAUCCAAUAUACAGGACACCUAUGAAAACCUAUAGAAUUUUAUAGGGCCCCUAUAAAAUUUCUUAAUUUUUAUAGGUAUUCUCUGUGUAGGACAAUGAGAUAUAAUGGGUUCAAAGGAAGAGAAUAUACUUCCACAAAUGUCCCUAUUGUGUCUUAAGAAAAAUAGUAGGCACCUUCAUAAUUAUGAGAGCACUGAGGUGGUGUUCAGUAUUCUCCAGGUCAGCCUGUGAAUGUAAGGAGGCAUACCAUGUUGAAGUGUUGUAAGCAAUGACUCUGUGCAGUGUGCAGCUCAAGUCUAUCUAGAAAGGCUAUAACCAAAUUUGUCAAUGUUAUGGAUAAACAAGCACUGAAAAAUAAACCAAAGAACCACAGUUUAUUUUAUUCUUAAUUUUUGUAAGCUGUGUCAAAGAUAACAUUUCAGUUUUCCCAUAUUUUGAAAACAUUAGUGUUAAUUUUGAGUUGGCAGAGGUAACCUAACCAACUACCAUUUUGUUUGGUACUAAGGAAUAUACCUUUCAAUAAAAAUUAUUGAAAUGCAA
Sciurus carolinensis (gray squirrel) is the source of this 3334-nucleotide messenger RNA. RefSeq names its product cyclin G1 (gene Ccng1). The record is from RefSeq and is a predicted model, not a curated record. Lineage: Eukaryota; Metazoa; Chordata; Mammalia; Rodentia; Sciuridae. Gene Ontology annotation, cellular component: cyclin-dependent protein kinase holoenzyme complex; nucleus; cytoplasm. Gene Ontology annotation, biological process: regulation of cyclin-dependent protein serine/threonine kinase activity; mitotic cell cycle phase transition. The transcript has 6 exons. Gene Ontology annotation, molecular function: cyclin-dependent protein serine/threonine kinase regulator activity. The coding region runs from base 317 to 1204 and encodes 295 amino acids.